UCUUUCUCCUAUAAGCGCGCUUACACUAUCAGAUGAAAUAUUUCCCCGUACGUUUGCGCUAUCGGUUCUUUCUCGUUCAUUUCGCCGAGAGCACCUCUCUCGUGCGAUGCACGAGAUUGUAAGAUCAACUCGUCCGAUAGCAUUUAUAUAGCGAACCGAUCGCUGUCCCGAUGGACCGUCGAAUCGAUUCUGCGACCCGAGCGUGCGAAAUCGGUGCGGGUGACAAUGGCGACCGGUCGAAAAUUGCGCGGCUAAAGAGAACAUCGAACGUUCCCGCAGCCGGUUCUUCUUCUCCAUGGCGAAGGAGAGCAAUCGGCGACGCUCGAGGCGUUUCCAAUUUCCUCCAAUGUGGCCUUAUAUCGAGAAAAAUGCCGCACGCGGCGAACUGAUCCCGGCCAGCAAACGGCACGGCACUGCGCCGUUGUUGCCGCGGGAGUCCGAGAUUAAAUUGAAAACAGACGUGUGUACUCGCGGAAAAAGGAGGAGAUGCGACGGUUAUUCCACUGGAUUGCACAGCGUACGACAAGGACGACGACGUCGACGUCGAAACGUCGACGAUCCACCUACAAGAUUUUACACCCCCGGAUCACGAAAGCACGUCAUAAACUGAUCUGUACGAUCAUUUAGACUUAGUGAAUUUAUGAUGACCCGAGUUCAAUACAUUGCAGACAUUUACAUUUAUAUAUUUGUAUUUAUUUUUAUGAAU
Molecule: messenger RNA, 706 nt
Organism: Pogonomyrmex barbatus (red harvester ant)
Lineage: Eukaryota; Metazoa; Arthropoda; Insecta; Hymenoptera; Formicidae
Source: RefSeq, a predicted model, not a curated record